AUGUCCCUUACUUGCUUUGAUGGGUUGGAUAUUCUUAUAAUUGAGUCUGAUUCUUUGGAUUCGGUUAUAAUUCAUAGGAUCCAAAAAGAGCUAUCUAAGGUUUCCGUUCUUGAUCCUUCAUCCCUAUAUCAUGUCAGAAAGGCUACGGAUGGCUUUGAGGAUAGCGAUCAGAAGCUAUCAAAAAUUACGCAUAUAAUCUCCAAUACUGUUAAUUUUGCAGAAUACGAUAGAGUAUCCGAUCAUUUAAUGAUUCCAGUUGUCAGUUCUGAUUGGUUAUUCGAUAGCGUCACGCAUAAGAAGUUGGAACCCUUAAGAAAGUACUCUACAGAUCCAAAAUUGAUUCUUAGGAAUUGCGUAAUUACAUGCUCUGAAUCAAUAAGCGAUGAGGAUAAAAUGGUUAUCUCUUCCAUCGUGUAUGCGUUUGGAGGAGUCUAUGUGAAGGACGUGAUCAAGAAUCUAACUCAUCUACUUUCGUCAAAUGAAGAUGACGAGUGGUGCACACUUAUCCAAGAAUUUAAUCACCACGUUGGAAAUAAUACCAUAAAAAUAGUCUCUCCGAACUGGCUUUUUGAGUCAAUUGGUAUUGACCGGAAACUUCAAGAAAGCAAGUUUCCUACUGGAAGGACCACUAAAAGUUUAUUGGAGUCCUCGUUGUUGCAACAGCCAAACGCUUUGAAGGAUAAGGUUUUUUAUUUCGGUUCUGAUUACGGUAUUUCCGACCAACUUUUUGCUUCCCUGAAUGCGGCUGUUUGUACUAGAUCUGGUGCGAAACUGAUCAGAGAUAAAGAGCAUCUGAAUGAGGCUAAUUGUUACCUUGGUUUAUAUAGAGUGGGUGCACAGUUUACACGGGCUUCUCAUAACGAGAAGUUGACUAUUGGUAAUUUGGACUGGCUUCUAUGGAUGUUAGUUAGAGGUAAAUGGACUUUGCCACUUCUGAACCUGCUUCAUUAUCCUUAUCCAAAGGAGAAGCUCAAAGGUAUGGAGAAAGUUGUAAUAUCAGCCACCAACUACACUGGAGAUUCAAGGUUGUACUUGCAAAAUCUUGUGGAACUGAUGGGUGGAGAGUUUACUAGAAACCUCAAGCCGCGAAACACUCAUCUACUUGUGGCCAAGGCUUUUGGUGAUAAGUAUAAGGCCACGGAAGUCUGGGGAAUUAAGUGUGUCAAUCAUCUCUGGAUAGAGGAUUCAUUUGCUCACUGGGAAUUACAACCAGAGAAUGACCCUAAGUAUUCAAGGUUCCCUAGAGAUUGUGAUGAUGUCCGACUCAUUGGAACUACACAGAUUGAUGCCAAUAUAGUUCACACUCCCCAAAGUGCUGAUUCCGGAAAAGGGCCGAAAGUUUUACCCAACGAAGGGUUUUCAAGUCUUUCUUCAUCUCCGCAAUUUUUAUCUGCCGCUGAAACUUCCUCAUCCUCACGUCCUUCAACAUCUGCCAAGGUUUCUGUUGCUAAAGAUACUGUUUUAAGUCAGCCAUCGUCCCCUUCUGAGCCAACGCUGCCUCCGCCAAAUGUGGUUCCUGCGAAAAGGAAAUUAUCAAAUCCUCCGGUAUUGAAUAAUAAGAAGCAGGCUAAGCAUUUGCCUGCGGCUACAAAACCUUACAAUAUUGUGGGUAUCAUGACAGGAUGUGACACUGACCUGACACCAGCAGACAGGAAGAAUUUACAUAGAGUUGGCAUACGACUCGUGGAUAUUCCUACAAAAAGUCUAAACUGCAUCAUUGCACCCACCAUUAUGAGGACUGAAAAGUUUCUGAAAUCGUUGAGUUUGGGACCUAAGUAUAUUAUUUCUCCCUUAUUUAUCAGUGAUGUCCUAGGUACUUUGGACACUUAUCACAAAGUAUCUGAAUUUGAUUCUGUCAAGCCGGACAUAUCUCAGUACGGAUUAGAAAAUAGCAUAACUUUCUCGAAGGACCAUAAAGUGAAAGAUCUAUUCAUGCACCCCGAAAAAGGAGAGAUCUUUGCUCUCCAAAACUUACUUAGAAAUUCCACAAGCAGGCUCUUUGAGGGUUUCCUUUUUAAUAUCUCUUCGAAGACUCCAGGUGAGGAAAUUGUGAGUAAUAUCAUAAGGUUAUUUGGUGCGUCUGAUUGUCAGCAGGUAGAUACAAAGGCCUCGAAGUUGCUUUGCAAUGACGAUACCUUUUCUGGUAGCAGGUAUAGUGAGGCUUAUGUUUUACUCUGCUCUCCAGAUGAAAAAUCGCUUAUCAGCCAUUUCAAGAAGCUUGUCAAGCGUGAUGCAUCUGAUUCCAAGUACAUAGUAGUGGAGUGGAACUGGAUAAUCAGAUGUAUUUUCAAUACUUGUCUUGUACAGGAUAAAUUCAUUGUCGAUAAAAAUAUAUAA
This is a messenger RNA of Brettanomyces nanus, 2337 nucleotides long. RefSeq lists its product as uncharacterized. The transcript has a single exon. The record is from RefSeq and is a predicted model, not a curated record. Gene Ontology annotation, biological process: double-strand break repair; DNA double-strand break attachment to nuclear envelope. The coding region runs from base 1 to 2337 and encodes 778 amino acids. Gene Ontology annotation, cellular component: Cul8-RING ubiquitin ligase complex; nucleus. NCBI's taxonomy places the organism in Eukaryota, Fungi, Ascomycota, Pichiomycetes, Pichiales, Pichiaceae.